Messenger RNA from Raphanus sativus (radish), 1002 nucleotides. RefSeq names its product casparian strip membrane protein 1-like. The transcript is spliced from 2 exons. Bases 71 to 775 code for a protein of 234 amino acids. NCBI's taxonomy places the organism in Eukaryota, Viridiplantae, Streptophyta, Magnoliopsida, Brassicales, Brassicaceae. The record is from RefSeq and is a predicted model, not a curated record.
ACAAGUUGAAACCAUUUCAAUAACAAAAACACACUUUUUCUUCUUCUUUGAUUCCCAACUGCAAGAGAGAAUGGCGAAAGAAUCCACCACCAUUGACGUCGGCGAGCCGAGCAAAGUGACCAAAAGUACAAGCCAUGUCGUAGUGGAGGAGAAGACGAAGAAGGGCUUUGUGGCAGCCGCUGCAGGAGGUGGCUACAAGAGAGGUUUGGCCAUAUUCGAUUUCCUCCUCCGUUUGGCAGCCAUAGGAAUCACCAUCGGGGCUUCCUCUGUCAUGUUCACCGCCGAGGAGACACUUCCCUUCUUUACUCAGUUCUUACAGUUCCAAGCCGGUUACGAUGAUUUUCCCACAUUUCAGUUCUUUGUGAUAGCAAUAGCCAUCGUUGCCAGCUAUCUCGUCCUUUCACUACCCUUCUCCAUCGUAACUAUUCUCCGUCCACUUGCGGUUGUACCCCGGCUCAUCCUCCUCAUUGCUGACACCGUAAUUUUCCCUUUUCAUAUAUCCACUUUAUUUAUUUAUUAUCUUAAUUUAAUUCAUUUGUUUAAUUAUGAAUGUUUCAAGGUGGUUUUAACGCUUACCACAUCAGCAGCUGCUGCAGCUGCAUCAAUUGUCUACCUUGCACAUAACGGCAACGCAAACACCAAUUGGCUCCCCAUUUGUCAGCAAUUUGGAGACUUCUGCCAAACCACAAGUACUGCAGUUGUAGCCGCCUCUAUCUCGGUUGUCUUCUUCGUCCUUCUCAUAAUCAUCUCAGCCAUUGCCCUAAAGAGUCAUUGAUUUGAUAUUUUCCGCGUCUCAAGAUGGAAAGAGGCCUAGUAUUUUUUUCAUGUAUAUGUGUGUUUGUGUCUUUCUCAAAAAUGUAUAUAUGUUUGGGGUGUGCGCUUUGUGUAACAUGAGAGUUAUAAGUAUAUGGUAUCAUUAUGGUGUUGAAAAUGUAACCGGAGUUCAUAUAUUUUAAGAAGAUUUAUCUUGGUUCAGCUUGAAAGCUUCGUAUAUAGAAAAAG